GGCUUUCUGUAACCGAGAUGACAAAGGCUUUCCUAACGCCCAGGAUAAAAGUUGGUCGUGACUUCGUAACGAAAGCUCAGACCAAGGAGCAAGUAGAAUUUGCAGUAGAAGCAAUUUCCAAAGCUUGCUAUGAAAGAAUGUUCAGAUGGCUUGUAAAUCGUAUCAACAGAUCCUUAGAUCGCACCAAGCGACAAGGAGCAUCCUUCAUCGGUAUCCUGGAUAUGGCUGGUUUUGAAAUCUUUGAACUCAACUCCUUCGAACAACUCUGCAUCAAUUAUACGAAUGAGAAACUGCAACAGCUGUUCAAUCAUACUAUGUUCAUAUUGGAGCAAGAAGAAUAUCAGAGGGAAGGGAUUGAGUGGAAGUUUAUUGAUUUUGGUUUGGAUUUGCAACCGACUAUUGAUUUGAUUGAUAAACCUGGUGGUAUCAUGGCUUUGUUGGAUGAGGAGUGCUGGUUCCCAAAAGCUACCGAUAAAACUUUUGUAGAAAAAUUAGCAGGAGCACACAAUUUGCAUCCCAAAUUCAUGAAAUCUGAUUUCAGGGGUGUGUCCGAUUUCGCGGUGAUGCAUUACGCUGGCAAGGUCGAUUAUUCGGCCAGCAAGUGGUUGAUGAAGAAUAUGGAUCCUUUGAAUGAAAAUGUUGUCUCCUUGUUGCAAAAUUCACAAGAUCCUUUCGUCGUUCACAUAUGGAAGGACGCCGAAAUUGUAGGAAUGGCCCAACAAGCCUUGAGCGAUACGCAAUUUGGUGCCAGAACGAGAAAAGGUAGAACAGGAAUGUUUAGAACUGUUUCGCAUUUGUACAAGGAGCAGCUGUCUAAAUUGAUGGACACUUUGAGGAACACGAAUCCGAACUUUGUUCGUUGCAUUAUUCCAAAUCAUGAGAAACGUGCGGGAAAAAUUGAUGCACCAUUGGUUCUUGAUCAAUUGAGGUGCAAUGGUGUACUUGAAGGAAUUAGAAUCUGUCGUCAAGGUUUUCCAAAUAGGAUACCAUUCCAAGAAUUCAGACAACGUUAUGAACUUCUUACGCCGAAUGUCAUUCCUAAAGGAUUUAUGGAUGGUAAGAAGGCUUGCGAGAACAUGAUCCAAGCCUUAGAAUUAGAUCCCAAUCUGUACAGAGUUGGACAGUCCAAGAUUUUCUUCAGAGCCGGAGUAUUGGCUCAUUUAGAAGAAGAACGCGAUUACAAAAUUACAGAUCUCAUCGUCAACUUCCAAGCUUUCUGCAGAGGUUAUCUGGCUCGCCGAAAUUACCAAAAACGUUUGCAGCAACUGAACGCAAUCAGAAUUAUUCAAAGAAAUUGUGCUGCUUAUUUGAAACUUCGAAACUGGCAAUGGUGGAGACUUUACACGAAGGUCAAGCCUUUAUUGGAAGUCACGAAACAGGAAGAAAAAUUGACGCAAAAAGAAGACGAAUUGAAACAGGUUCGUGAUAAACUUGAUAUGCAAGUUAAAAGUUGUGUGGAGAUCGAGAAGAAGUAUCAGCAGGCUGUCGAAGAGAAAACAACUUUGGCAGAACAACUCCAGGCUGAAAUUGAAUUGUGUGCGGAGGCUGAAGAAAUGAGAGCCAGGUUGGCCGCAAGAAAACAGGAAUUGGAAGAGAUUUUGCACGACAUGGAAGCCCGUUGCGAAGAAGAAGAGGAACGCGCUAAUAUUUUGACGGUCGAUAAGAAAAAGUUACAACUUAAUAUUCAAGAUUUGGAAGAACAACUCGAAGAGGAAGAAGGCGCUCGGCAAAAACUCCAAUUGGAAAAAGUACAACUCGAUGCAAAAAUUAAAAAAUAUGAGGAAGAGCUUGCUUUAUCAGAAGAUACAAAUCAAAAGCUGUUGAAAGAGAAAAAGAUUUUAGAAGAAAGAAGCAACGAUUUGUCCCAAACCUUGGCAGAGGAGGAAGAGAAAGCCAAACAUUUAUCAAAAUUGAAAGCUAAACACGAAGCAACAAUUGCGGAACUUGAAGAACGUUUAUUGAAGGAUCAUCAACAGCGACAAGAAACAGAUAGGAGCAAACGCAAAAUUGAAACUGAAGUUUCGGACUUGCGAGAACAGCUGAACGAACGAAAAUCGCAACUCGAAGAGUUGCAAUUUCAACUAGGUAAACGUGAAGAAGAGCUUUCCCAAGCUCUGAUGCGGAUAGACGAAGAGGCAGCAAUGAAGGCUCAAUCUCAAAAGCAACAAAGGGAAUUGGAAUCUCAAUUAGCAGAAUUGCAAGAAGAUUUAGAAGCCGAGAAAAUUGCCAGGUCGAAAGCUGAAAAGCUGAAACGGGAUCUAAAUGAGGAACUGGAGGCGUUGAAAAAUGAACUGUUGGAUUCCUUGGAUACAACAGCUGCGCAACAAGAGUUGAGAUCGAAGCGUGAGCAAGAAUUGGCAACUUUGAAGAAGUCUUUGGAAGAAGAAGCUUCUGGGCAUGAAGCCGUGGUCGCAGAAAUGCGUCACAAGCAUUCUCAAGAAUUGCAAUCAGUCAACGAACAAUUAGAAAACAUCAAAAAGUUCAAAACUGGUCUUGAAAAAUCCAAACUCCAAUUGGAGGCCGAGAAUGCAGAUUUGGCCACCGAACUCCGAAGCGUCGGAGCCUCUCGUCAAGAGAGCGACAGGAGGCGGAAGCAGGCCGAGUCCCAAUUAUUGGAACUCCAGGCCAAACUCGGCGAAGUCGAGAGGGCCAAACAGGAAUUGCAAGAUAAGUCACAUAAAUUGCAGCAGGAAGCUGAUAAUGCGGCCCAACAGCUGGAGGAGGCUGAAUUGAGGGCUUCCGCAGCAGUCAAGAAUGCAGGUACAAUGGAAAGUCAAUUAUCAGAAAGCCAGGCCCAAUUGGAGGACGAGACGAGACAAAAAUUGGCAUUGAGUUCACGAUUGAGACAACUUGAAUCGGAAAAGGAGGCUCUUCACGAACAAUUGGAAGAGGAGGAAGAGAUCAAGAAGAAUUACGAGAAACAAGUAGCAGCAUUGACACAACAGUUGGUCGAAGCCAAGAAACGAGCAGAUGAAGAGGCAGAAAUUGCAGCAGGCUUGGAAGAAAGUAAAAAGAAACUGAAUAAAGAUAUUGAAUUGAUGCAGAGGCAGAUUGAGGAGUUGCAAGCGGCCAAUGAUAAACUAGACAAAAGUAAAAAGAAGGUGCAAGCUGAACUUGAAGACACCACCAUUGAUUUGGAGACACAACGGGCUAAAGUCAUUGAAUUGGAGAAGAAACAAAAGAACUUUGAUAAGGUAUUGGCUGAAGAAAAAGCUAUAAGCGAACAUUUGGCACAAGAAAGAGAUAAUGCAGAACGAGAAGCACGUGAGAAGGAAACAAGGGUGCUGUCGCUUACAAGAGAGUUGGAUGAGGAACGCGAAAAGAUUGAAGAGCUUGAAAGGGGUCGAAGGUCUCUUCAGAAUGAAUUAGAUGAAUUGGCCAAUUCCCAAGGAACAGCUGAUAAAAAUGUUCAUGAACUCGAGAAAGCAAAACGUGCGCUGGAAAGUCAACUGGCUGAACUUCGAGCCCAAAAUGAGGAACUCGAGGACGAUUUGCAGUUGACUGAAGAUGCCAAACUGCGAUUGGAAGUCAACAUGCAGGCGUUGAAGACUCAAUUUGAAAGAGACUUACAGGCGAAAGAAGAACAGUCUGAAGAGAAACGCAGAGGUCUGGUCAAGGCUUUGAGAGAUGUUGAAGCUGAAUUGGACGAAGAGAGGAAACAACGUGCUGCUGCUGUUGCAGCCAAAAAGAAAUUAGAGGGAGAUCUCAAAGACCAAGAAGCCACUCUCGAAAUGCACAACAAAGUUAAAGAAGAUGCCCUAAAACAACUGAAAAAACUCCAAGCCCAAUGCAAAGAUGCAGCAAGAGAUGCCGAAGAAGCAAGGACUGCCCGAGAGGAAUUAGCAGCUUUGAGCAAAGACUCCGAAAGGCGUUUGAAAGCACUCGAAGCCGAAUUAGCACAAUCAAAUGAAGACUUGGCCAGUGCAGAAAGAGCCCGACGGGCUGCCGAGGCUGAGAGGGACGAAUUGGCUGAAGAAGCAAGUGCCAGCGCAAACAAGGGUUCUUUAAUGGCAGAUGAAAAGCGAAGGUUGGAAGCUCGUAUUGCAGCUCUUGAAGAAGAGUUGGAGGAAGAACAGUCGAGUGCAGAGGCUAUGUGUGAACGAGCCAGGAAAGCCCAAUUGGCUUUGGAGCAACAGAGUGCAGAAUUGGCAAGCGAGAGGACAAAUGCACAUAAAUUGGAAAAUGCCAGGCUGUUACUCGACAGACAGAAUAAAGAACUUAAGACCAAAUUAUCAGAACUAGAAACAUCUCAAAGAACAAAAACGAAAGCAACGAUAGCAGGGCUUGAGAGCAAAAUUGGUACUCUUGAAGAGCAACUCGAAAACGAAUCGCGCGAGCGGCUGAUGCACCAAAAGAAUGGUCGAAAAUUAGACAAAAAAUUGAAAGAACUCGCUUUGCAAUUAGAAGACGAAAGGAGGAAUGCUGAUCAAUAUAAAGAACAAGUUGAAAAGGUGAAUACACGAGUAAAACUCCUGAAACGUCAACUCGAUGAGGCAGAGGAGGAAAUCACGAGAGAGAAGACACAGAAACGUAAAGCACAAAGAGAGUGUGAGGAUAUGUUAGAAUCACAAGAAUCACUCACGAGGGAAAUUAAUAAUCUUAAAAAUAAAUUAAGGAGAGUCGGCGGCAGCACAAUGUCUUCCAGCAGCGCCUCCCGCUCUCUCGGCGGCGGCACGAAGUCGUCGCGGGGCUCCCUGAACACCGGGGGCGCCGGCAGCGGCGACGACAGCGUCGCGGGGGCCGCACUCGACGACUCCAACGACACAGACGACCAGAGCAUCAAUUGAAAUCGGACACUUGCGAGAAAGACAAAGAACCAUGAUGAUGAUGAUGAUUUAAUAUGAGUAUUAAUGGAAAUGAAAAUUAUGAAAUUAUAAAUGAAGAUUUGAGGUUUGAUGUUGUGAAAAUAAUAUUUUUAGAUAAGGGAAACAUAUACAGGAAUUUAUAUGA
Molecule: messenger RNA, 4950 nt
Organism: Ctenocephalides felis (cat flea)
Lineage: Eukaryota; Metazoa; Arthropoda; Insecta; Siphonaptera; Pulicidae
Product: myosin heavy chain, non-muscle-like
Cellular component (GO): myosin complex
Molecular function (GO): actin filament binding; cytoskeletal motor activity; ATP binding
Source: RefSeq, a predicted model, not a curated record